UUCCACAGCGAUAGUCAGCCCCGAAUCGUCGUCCGUUGAGAGUGUGAGUUGUUGUUGAGUCUGUGAUAGUUAGACCCAGUGAAAAGGGCUCAGGAUGUUAUUCCUAGCGCCGCGCAAACAUCUGUUUGCCACCAACCUGAUCAUCCUGCUGAUGAUCUAUGUGAUGCGAAAGUGCCUGCAGCUCUUCUGCAUCAUCGAGAACCGCGGAGUCCAAGAUGAGGAUAAGGUCGAGCUACCGGAAAGGGAGAUCCUCCAGAAGCGUCGCGGUGGCUUCAAGAUCAUCCCGGAUGCAAUGCACCAGAGCAUGCACGGUUUUGGCUACGGCGAGGGUCACUACCAGAUCUUCGUGGAGAAGAAGGAGCGAAAUCUUCCCACCAAAUCGCGCCUCAAUGCGGCCUCAGCCGAAGUCAAGCUGAAUCCCAAUUAGUUGGUCUUUCGAGACCCUAAGAAAACACUGACAUCUCCGCGUGUCAAAGACAAUGUGCCAAAUGAGCCAGCAAAAAAAUACCCAAUCCCCGAUAAAAAAAAUCCCCAUACAUCCAUGUCUUCUUCAAUAGUCUUUAAAAAAUAUUACCAAUUAAAUGCAUGUAGCGAACAUUUAUUUUUUAUAAACAUCAUAGCGCA
Molecule: messenger RNA, 624 nt
Organism: Drosophila takahashii
Lineage: Eukaryota; Metazoa; Arthropoda; Insecta; Diptera; Drosophilidae
Source: RefSeq, a predicted model, not a curated record